This is a messenger RNA of Tupaia belangeri chinensis (Chinese tree shrew), 559 nucleotides long. RefSeq names its product BTG anti-proliferation factor 4 (gene BTG4). The coding region runs from base 1 to 552 and encodes 183 amino acids. NCBI's taxonomy places the organism in Eukaryota, Metazoa, Chordata, Mammalia, Scandentia, Tupaiidae. Gene Ontology annotation, cellular component: nucleus; cytoplasm. The transcript has 3 exons. The record is from RefSeq and is a predicted model, not a curated record.
AUGAGAGAUGAAAUUGCAACAGCUGUUUUCUUUGUCACAAGAUUGGUGAAAAAACAUGAUACACUGAGUAAACAGCAAAUAAAAGACUUUGCAGAAAGGCUGAUGACAAUCUUGUUUGAAACAUACAGAAGUCACUGGUACCCUGAUUGUCCUUCUAAAGGUCAAGCCUUCAGGUGUAUCAGGAUAAAUGAUCAGAAUAAAGAUCCCAUUCUAGAAAAGGCUUGUGCUGCGAGUAAAGUAGAUUUUUUUCACCUGGGACUUCCAAAAGAGAUGACCAUAUGGGUAGAUCCCUUUGAAGUGUGCUGUAGGUAUGGUGAGAAAAACCAUCCAUUUACAAUCGCUUCUUUUAAAGGCAGAUGGGAGGCAUGGAAACUAUCUCAACUCAUCAGUUAUGCUGUCAAUAGGGCCACGUUAGACGACUGCUCUGGUUCUUCCUCAGAUGAAGAAAGUUAUAGCAGGGAACCUCGGGUCAUUCCCAAGGUCAACAAUCCAAAGAGUAUUUAUCAGGUCAAGUGUGUUCCAAGUUCUUCUCUAUACUUCUUGUUAUUCUAACUCUAAA